This is a messenger RNA of Amphibalanus amphitrite, 1422 nucleotides long. RefSeq names its product neuropeptide FF receptor 2-like. The record is from RefSeq and is a predicted model, not a curated record. The transcript has a single exon. Gene Ontology annotation, biological process: G protein-coupled receptor signaling pathway. NCBI's taxonomy places the organism in Eukaryota, Metazoa, Arthropoda, Thecostraca, Balanomorpha, Balanidae. The coding region runs from base 1 to 1422 and encodes 473 amino acids. Gene Ontology annotation, cellular component: membrane. Gene Ontology annotation, molecular function: G protein-coupled receptor activity.
AUGACCUCAAGCUCCAUCCAGGGCACGAGUGCCAACCUGCAGUGGCACAUCUCCUUCCCCAAGUCAUCCGACUCCACCGACUUCCCGUUCUGGAAGUACGACUUCCCGCGCGAGAUCUGGGACGUGCGUCCGGCCUCCCAAAUAGCCGUCAAAGUGGCCACCUUCAUUCCCAUCAUGCUUCUUGGCUUCAUCGGAAACGGUGCUGUCCUCUUCUUGGUGUGUCGGAGGAAGACGAUGCGAACUCCGGUUAAUCUUCUAUUGGCGAGCAUGGCCGUCUCGGACCUCUUCGUCGCCUCCGUUCUACCCUCGCUGACGAUGGUCGAGGAUUUCUUCCAGAACUGGGUCCUCGGACCGGUUAUGUGCAAGCUGGAGGGAUUCCUGAUGCUGUUGCUAACUCUCGCAGGCGCGCUGACACUAGUGGCAGUAAGUCUUCUGCGUCUGAUUUCGAUCGCCACUCCUACUAGUGUCAUUCAAGCGCGCCUCACCCCUACGGUAGCCAUCCGUCUGGCCAUCCUCAUCUGGCUCGUGGCGGCGAUUCUGGCUACCCCGCUGCUCCGCUGGCGUCAUUACCGCGAGCGACAGUGGCGUAACUUCACCGAGAAGUACUGCACCGAGAACCAAGAACUUCUCGGUCUUUACUGGCUGGUGUUGGGCGCGCUGCUUGUCUGGCUUCCGCUGGUCGCCAUCCUCGCCAGCUACGCCGUCAUCUUCGUCAGGUUGGAGAUGACGGCUCGACGCGCCACACGGCGCGGCUCCGGUGCGCCCGCCGCCACGCGGGGACGGGAUCGAGUGGGAAUUAUGCUCUGCGUGGCUUCUGCUGUGUACCUCCUGUGCUGGACGCCCUUUGCGGCUGUCAUCGUGAAACGCUACAGACUUCCUGACGAAGCAGACGCGGUGACCGAUUCGUUUCGAGCUCUCUGGUACGCUGCGCACUAUUUGAUGUACGCCAAUGCUGCCGUAAACCCGAUCGUCUACUGGGCGACGAACGAGACGUUCCGUAGAGGCUUCAGAGAAACGUUUGUGGCGCGAUCACGACGACAAGCGACAUCAGCAGCGAGAACCUCCGGCGAAGCGGGAAAGUCGGCGGCGAAACCGGUGGAUGUGACGCAAAUGUCGCAGCUGGCAACAGAAAAGGAGAAAAGUAUUGUGAACGUGACGCGAGAAGACGAUAAGCUGCCGGUGCUUGAAACAGACGAAGCCAAGCAAAGAAGCCAAGAUGAGGGAAAGGUACGAGAGGGAGAAAGGCACGGCGAAGCCAAAGAAUGGAAUGCAGAUGCAGAAGAGACUGAAGAGACGGAGCAGACGAAAUGUGUGGACUUGGAGUGCCUUGCAGAGGAGACUGAGAAAGAGAAGCACGAGCACAGAAAUCAGGAAGACGUUGAACGAAUGGAGGAGAAUGAUGAAAGGUCUUGCAGCCGAUAA